CCCGGGCCUCGCCCUCCGCCUGUGCUCCCUGCCCCUCCCCUCCCCGCCUCCCAGGCUCGCCCCUCCCUUCUCCUGGAGCAGUCUCUCCUCCGCGUGUCUCCCAGCGCUCUCUCCAUUGUCUCUGCCUUUACAACAGGUUCAGGCUGCGCUCAAGACUGUGGAGGGUGCAGAGCCAUCUGAGCUUCCCUUUCUGGGGGCCGACCCUCUUCUUGAUGUGCAUCUCUCCACCUUCUUUUAUUCUGCUCCAGUGCUAAUUUCUCGACCCUGGGGCAAGUGCCACCCCUCCUCUGGGCCACCCUACCAGUCCGCGAUGCCGCCUCGCUUCUGCGUGUGGGAAUGAUGUGCGCGUUGGAGGGUCUAAGUUCUUCACGCGCCUGGGGUAUUCUCGCCUUUUCUUCUUAGGAAAGCAAAUCAUAUUAAUCCUUAUAAUCAGUAAAUCGGAGGCAGCAGCAGAAGAGGCAAACCCUAUUUCCCCGCUUUAUUCCAAGCAGCUUUCUGGUUUUUAUUUUUAAAGAGGAAGACGAUGGACUGAGCAGAUCCACACCAUGGAGUCUCGGGUGUUACUGAGAACAUUUUGUUUGAUCUUCGGUCUUGGAGCAGUUUGGGGGCUUGGUGUGGACCCCUCUCUGCAGAUUGACGUCUUAACAGAGUUAGAACUUGGGGAGUCCACGACUGGAGUGCGCCAGGUUCCCGGGCUGCAUAAUGGAACGAAAGCCUUUCUCUUUCAAGAUACUCCAAGAAGUAUAAAAGCGUCCACGGCAACAGCUGAGCAGGUUUUUCAGAAGCUGAGGAAUAAACAUGAAUUUACUCUGUUGGUGACUUUGAAACAGACCUAUUUAAAUUCAGGUGUUAUUCUAUCCAUUCACCACCUAGAUCACAGGUACCUGGAAUUGGAGAGCAGUGGCCAUCGGAAUGAAGUAAGACUGCAUUACCGCUCAGGUAGUAACCGUCCUCACACAGAAGUGUUUCCUUACAUUUUGGCUGAUGACAAGUGGCAUAAACUCUCCUUGGCUAUCAGUGCCUCUCAUUUGAUUUUACACAUCGACUGUAAUAAAAUUUAUGAAAGAGUGGUGGAAAAGCCUUCUCUGGAUUUGCCUAUGGGCACAACCUUUUGGCUGGGACAAAGAAAUAAUGCCCAUGGAUAUUUUAAGGGUAUAAUGCAAGAUGUGCAAUUACUUGUCAUGCCCCAAGGAUUUAUUGCUCAAUGCCCAGAUCUUAAUCGCACCUGUCCAACUUGUAAUGACUUCCAUGGCCUCGUGCAGAAAAUCAUGGAGCUGCAAGACAUUUUAGCCAAAACAUCAGCCAAGCUGUCCCGAGCUGAACAACGAAUGAAUAGACUGGACCAGUGUUACUGUGAAAGGACAUGCACUAUGAAAGGAACCACCUACCGAGAAUUUGAGUCCUGGACCGAUGGCUGUAAGAACUGCACAUGCUUGAAUGGAACCAUCCAGUGUGACACACUAGUCUGUCCGAAUCCUGACUGCCCACUGAAGUCUGCACUUGCAUAUGUGGAUGGCAAAUGCUGCAAGGAAUGCAAAGCAAUAUGCCAAUUUCAAGGACGAACCUACUUUGAAGGAGAAAGAAAUACUGUCUAUUCAUCGUCUGGAGUGUGUGUUCUCUAUGAAUGCAAGGACCAAACAAUGAAGCUUGUGGAGAGUUCAAGCUGUCCAGCUUUGGAUUGUCCUGAGUCUCAUCAGAUUACCUUGUCACAUAGCUGUUGCAAAGUGUGUAAAGGUUAUGACUUUUGUGCUGAGAGACAUAACUGCAUGGAUAAUUCUGUCUGCAGAAAUCUGAAUGACAGGGCAGUUUGUAGCUGUCGAGAUGGUUUCAGGGCUCUUCGAGAGGACAAUGCCUACUGUGAAGACAUUGACGAAUGUGCUGAAGGGCGCCAUUACUGCCGUGAGAAUACAAUGUGUGUCAAUACUGCUGGUUCAUUCAUGUGCAUCUGCAAAACUGGAUACAUCAGAAUUGAUGAUUAUUCAUGUACUGAACAUGAUGAGUGCAUCACGAAUCAACACAACUGUGAUGAAAAUGCUUUAUGCUUCAACACUGUUGGAGGACAUAACUGUGUUUGCAAGCCAGGCUAUACUGGUAAUGGAACCACAUGCAAAGCUUUUUGCAAAGAUGGCUGCAGGAAUGGUGGAGCCUGUAUUGCGGCUAAUGUGUGUGCUUGCCCACAAGGCUUCACUGGACCCAGCUGUGAAACGGACAUUGAUGAGUGCUCUGAUGGCUUUGUUCAGUGUGAUAGCCGUGCUAAUUGUAUUAACUUGCCUGGAUGGUACCACUGUGAGUGCAGGGAUGGCUACCAUGACAACGGGAUGUUUUCACCAAAUGGAGAAUCCUGUGAAGAUAUUGACGAGUGUGGAACCGGAAGGCACAGCUGUGCCAAUGAUACCAUUUGCUUUAACUUGGAUGGUGGAUAUGACUGCCGGUGUCCUCAUGGAAAGAAUUGCACAGGGGACUGUAUCCAUGAGGGAAAAAUUAAACACAAUGGUCAGAUCUGGGUGUUGGAAAAUGACCGAUGCUCCGUGUGCUCAUGCCAGAAUGGAUUUGUGAUGUGUCGACGAAUGGUCUGUGACUGUGAGAAUCCAACAGUUGAUCUUUUUUGCUGCCCUGAAUGUGACCCAAGGCUUAGCAGUCAGUGCCUGCAUCAGAAUGGGGAAACGUUGUACAACAGCGGUGACACUUGGGUCCAAAACUGCCAGCAGUGCCGCUGCUUGCAAGGAGAAGUUGACUGUUGGCCUCUGCCUUGCCCAGAGGUAGAGUGUGAAUUCAGUGUCCUUCCAGAAAAUGAGUGCUGCUCACGCUGUGUCACUGACCCUUGCCAGGCGGACACUAUUCGCAAUGACAUCACCAAGACUUGCCUGGAUGAAAUGAAUGUGGUUCGCUUCACUGGAUCCUCGUGGAUCAAGCAUGGCACUGAGUGUACUCUCUGCCAGUGUAAGAACGGCCACAUCUGCUGCUCAGUGGAUCCACAGUGCCUUCAGGAGCUGUGAAGUGAACAGUCUCACAGGAGAUUUCUGGUUAAAGAACAUUCUUUCAUUAAAAAGACACCCCCCCCCAAAAAAAAAAGAAACACUGAAAAAAUAGAUAAUUUGUGGGCAGCUAAGUGCAGCUUUGUUAACAGCUGACUGAACUUCCAAUUAUAAAAUUUGUGGAGCUUGAAGAAAUCACAAAAGGGAAAUUCUUUUGUGAGUAAAUUCUUAGGGCAAAAUUAGACCACAGUUCUGCCUCUGCUGUGCCCAACAUACCACAUAAAAGAAUGAGCGUGGAACACACACUAUGGCCUCGCGACUCCUGGAUAUGAACCUGAAUGCAUCAGAUCUCAGAAAACUUCUAGCUUCACUGGUGCCAAAAAUCCUAUUCUAGGUCAGAAUCUUCACCUAUCACUUGAGUUCCGCACUCGAAACAAGAGCAAACAGACAAUACAACAUAAAGCAGUGAAUUAAUUAUAUUUUCAGAAGCAAAGCAAAGCAGCUAUAAUGUGUUAUGUACAGUACACACUCUGAAACAAGUUAUUGUAAUGAUAAAAAUAACACACAGGCAUGGUUACUUAAUAUUUUCUAACAGGAAAAGUCAUCUCUAUUUCCUUGUUUUACUGCACUUAAUAUUAUUUGGUUGAAUUUGUUCAGUAUGAGCUCGUUCUUGUGCAAAAUUAAAUAAAUAUUUCUCUUACCUUAUAA
Molecule: messenger RNA, 3683 nt
Organism: Elephantulus edwardii (Cape elephant shrew)
Lineage: Eukaryota; Metazoa; Chordata; Mammalia; Macroscelidea; Macroscelididae
Gene: NELL2
Product: NEL-like 2 (chicken)
Exons: 20
Coding region: 546-2996 (816 amino acids)
Molecular function (GO): protein binding; calcium ion binding
Source: RefSeq, a predicted model, not a curated record